AUGACAGAAGAACAAGCUUGGGUUUUUGACUCUCUUGUAUGUUUUUUGCAUGGUCCGGUAUGGAAUGCUCCGAUCCAAAACUUUAUUGAGGAAAAAUCAAUAAUUUUUGAUUCAAAUGAUUUAGAUGAAAAUAAUAGUGCCUACAAAAAUCUUCACGAGGAAUACAAAAAUUUAGUGGACUUUAUGCUAGGCAGUUUUAUGGAAGAGCUACAAAUUACCACCGAACAGUUUGAAGUAGCUUGCUUAGGAAACCGCAUGCAAAAUGAUUCAGCAGGAAUUGAUGAAAACACAAAAGAUAUAUCGUUUUCGUUUCAUCAAGGUUUGUUUCAACAGAUUUGGGCUGCAAAUGACAUUAGAAUUUUUAUAAAAAUGAUGAUGAGACGUAAUUUAGAAUUGCAAAUUCAAGCGUUAGAUUUAAUCGAAAGACAACAACACUUACCUUCAGCUAAUCAAUCAAAUGAUAAAUCAGAAGAACAAGCUAAUGAAUCAUUGUACAAUGAUGGAAAAAUUCCUGAUGAAGAUUUCUUAUGCCAGUCAAAUAUUUCAACUCAAUGUUUGCCUAACGAGAAUGUGUCAGAAAAAUCCAAAGAUAUUCUAGAAGCUGAAAAAUUUAAACGUUUGAAUCUAUUCUUCGACCAUGAAAAGAUAGACACACGUGCAAUUCAUGAAAGACAGAAGUAUUUACGCGCCCAACGUGAUAAAAUACUUCAGGUUAAAAAACAAGUUAGAACUAGGCAAUUAAACGAAACCAUGAUUGUAACCGGAAGACCACAAUCAGCAUCUAUUGCUGCUGCAAAGAUUCUAUUAGAUGAUAAAAACAAAGACGGAACCAAAUUAGACUCGAAAUUAGAGUCAUCAACGUUGAGAAUAACAUUAGCAAGACGGCUUAAGUCUGAAAUUAUUGAUGCCGCUUCUGAAAAAAAUGAAUAA
Messenger RNA from Culicoides brevitarsis, 930 nucleotides. Its product is annotated as cilia- and flagella-associated protein 36. Bases 1 to 930 code for a protein of 309 amino acids. The transcript has 3 exons. The record is from RefSeq and is a predicted model, not a curated record. NCBI's taxonomy places the organism in Eukaryota, Metazoa, Arthropoda, Insecta, Diptera, Ceratopogonidae. Gene Ontology annotation, cellular component: axoneme; ciliary base.